UUAAUCAGUUAUAAAUUGGAAGGAAGUAAAAAACCCUAUAAAAGAACCACAGUUGGUUGUCUGAAACACUCAUUUGUGGAGCAGUACCUUAAACAGAGCAACAUGGCUUUACGAAGUGUGAGCUUUUUAGGGUUAAUAUGGAUCUCAAGUCUGAUUGGAGUUGUCUUUUCACUACCAGUAAAGGGUUUUGGUUCAAAUAAUCCUUCCCCAGCAUGGAGUGACUUCAGCAGUCCUGGUUCUGCUUAUCAUGUUGGUCAAGACAUCUUGGGGUACAUUUUUGGCAGAGUACUAAAAGAGUACUACAGACAAGAGCCUUCAGCUUGGUCCCCGCAGAACAGUGACGCUGAGGCUGAUGGAGGGGUCCACUCAAACUACGACUGGGAUAUGGAUGCUGGAGACUCUGGCGAGGACGGUGGUAUGUACCCUGAUAGUUAUGUUUACCACCAUGUUCAUGAAGGCCACGCUGAGCUAGUCCCCGCCAUGGAGGAGUUAUCCUCCGCCAUGGAGAAGUUAUUCUCCGCCAUGGAAAAGGUAGUCUCCAUCAUGGAGGAGCUCUGCUAUGGAGGAGAAUCCGGCGGUGGUGAACCCGGCGGUGGUGAACCCGGCGGUGGCGAACCCGGCGGUGGCGAACCCGGCGGUGGCGAACCCGGCGGAGGCGAACCCGGCGGUGGCGAACCCGGCGGUGGCGAACCCGGCGGUGGCGAACCCGGCGGUGGCGAACCCGGCGGAGGAGGGCCUCAUUACAGAGAAAAUCCUAACUUCUCAUCCUGGCUUAAGCUAGGGAUUCGGAUAGGGAAACUCCUAAUUUGCUAUUACAGAGGCGGUCCCUAACCUGUUGGCCGUUUCCUAGCUUAUUAUUAGCCUCCUAUCUUAUCUUAAUUUAGGUAAUCCAAACUGUUCUUUCAAUCUGAUUUUUCGAUCGGCAAUCGUCAGGUUAUGUUUGUUUCUGCACUGUGCAUGAGAAUGAUGGAACAAGUUACUUUUAAUGUCAACUGACUGUUGAGGAUCUUUGUUAAUAACGGCAAGCUAGUAUAACUAUUACUACGGUCAUGGCAGGUAUUGGUACAGGGAACAAGAAGAGGUAGAAAAGUAAUUCUUCCACAAAAUUCAAAAUUAAAUGUCUUUGCAGGCGAUGAAAUUUAAAUAUGGUCAGGAAAAUUUAACAAAUCAUUAUGCGGUCUCGGUAGCCUUUCAGCCAUCACAUUUCUGUCGUGAUGUUCCUCGUCUUCAUUGUCAUACAGACCUACUAGCAGUGCUGCUAGUAGUGUACGGCCACCUAACUUAGGGAUCCUAACUUAAAUUCCUAACUUAGGAUAGUUCUGUAAUGGCUAAAUUCCUAUCUUAAGAUAAGAUAGGAUUUCUUCCUAAGUUACUGAUCAACUGCAAUGUCUUUCAUUUCUAAUGGCUGUAAAUGAAUAAAUCAUUGCUUUUAAAAUCAGUUUCCUUUUGCUUUAAAAGUUGGUAAAGAUGUGCCAAUCUUUGGUGUCUGAACAAACUACUUUAUCCUGGAUCCAUGGAUUGGUUAUUGCAAGUGUCUGCCAAAAUAUAAGAGCCUCAGGAUUCACUAAAUGUUUUUAAAGGAAAUAUAUAGAGAAUGAAUGGAGUUGUCGGAAAGCCAAUUACCUAAAAUAUACAAGGCCAGUCAGACAAAAACGUUAGUUUUGUUUUAGACUACAGUUGGCAGUCAGUGCACAAAAGGACAUAUCUUUGCAAUUCAUACUUGUCUGUUGACUCUAUGGGAUAUCACUUCAAAAUGGCCUUUUGAUUUGACAGUGGGUGCCAUAGAUCCGGGAUAUUGAAAAUACCAAUUGAGAGACUUGACACAGGAACAAAGGAAAUGUUUAAAUGACAUCAAACAAAGGACACUAAAGGUGGACGAUUGUCUCCCAGCAGAAAAAGCUCAUGGCUAUGCCCCUCAAUGUAAGCAGUUUACCCAGUAGGCAUCCUUGAGAUAGGUGCCUUACCCCUGCCUGUUCAUAAAUAACACGUCUCAAAUGUUAUUGUACACAUUAGCUGUGUUCGAAAUCGUUCCCUAUUGGGGAUAUAGUGCACUAUAUAGGGUGCUCGCCAUUUUGUAGUGGUGUUCGAAUUCUCAGUGGUUAAUUUCAUGCACUAUAUAGUGCACUUAAAAUACCCGAAAUUUGAGUGUACAUACAAUGAAUGUACCCUACAUGUCACUCCCGUAUACCACAAUGCAUUGCGGUCGUGUUUCUCCGGAAGAGAAGUCUCCGGCUUUUGUUUAGAAAUGUCAACAAUUUAUUUCGGAUUUAACCUUUAACCUUGAUCAAGGAAAUGUAACAUUCAACAUCAAUACAAUCUCCACCUUUACUUGCGAGUGUCCGGUUUGUUUACAUGAUGUGGGCGCAUCUGUCUGCGUCACACAAAUACCCACCGCAUUUACUGACACAAAUGACGUUUAGAAAUGUUCAGCGUAGUGUCCGAAUUCUCGUUUGUUCGUUCCCUAUAUAGUGCACUAUAUCAAGAACACUAUAUAGGGAAUGGUGAGUUAGUUAAUAGGGAACGAUUUCAAACACAGCUAAUGAAUCAAAGACUGCUUUAUGUGCUAACAGUGAUGGCUCAGUCAAUGUGGCUGCUGAUGAAGGUCAACAGGUGUGGUUGAUCAGUAAUCAAUUGAACUGGAGUGAACCACCAUUUAAAAGAACCACAGUUGUCAGCAAUACUCAAUUGUGGAGCAGCAUCUUAAA
Gadus chalcogrammus (walleye pollock) is the source of this 2705-nucleotide messenger RNA. RefSeq lists its product as uncharacterized. The transcript is spliced from 3 exons. NCBI's taxonomy places the organism in Eukaryota, Metazoa, Chordata, Actinopteri, Gadiformes, Gadidae. The record is from RefSeq and is a predicted model, not a curated record. Bases 103 to 831 code for a protein of 242 amino acids.